ACCCUUUCUUCUUCUUCCUCUUCUUCUUCUCUCCAUAAAAUUUGAAGCCUUUUUUUGUUGCAGUGGUUUUCUUUCGCAUUCUCUUCUGCCUCCGUCGCCGUCGAGUCUCCCGGAAAACUCAAGACAAAUUAAGGCUUCAGCUCCAUGAAUUGUUCAAUUUCCGGUGAAGUUCCGGAGGAGCCGGUUGUUUCUAAGAAAUCUGGGUUGCUUUAUGAGAAACGACUGAUUGAAAGACACAUUUCUGAUUAUGGAAAAUGUCCUAUUACUGGUGAGCCUAUGUCUAAGGAGGACAUAGUUCCAGUUAAAACUGGCAAGAUUGUGAAGCCAAGACCAUUGCAAGCUGCUAGUAUACCUGGAAUGCUUGGAAUGUUUCAGAUAGAAUGGGAUAGCUUAAUGCUCUCCAAUUUUGCAUUGGAACAACAGCUUCAUACAGCUAGGCAAGAACUAAGUCAUGCUUUAUACCAGCAUGAUGCUGCUUGCAGAGUUAUUGCAAGACUUAAGAAAGAAAGAGACGAAGCAAGGGAGUUAUUGUCACAGGAAGAAAGGAGAAUGCCAAUGUCAGAAUCAGCUGCAGCUACUGUUAAUGCUCCUGCUUUAACCAAUGGGAAACGAGCCCCAGGAGAUGAGGAUAUGGGCCCUGCUGGAAAGAAAAUACGAGCUGGAAUUUCAUCUGCUAUUAUAGGAGAGCUUACUGAUUGUAAUUCAGCACUUUCUCAGCAGCGCAAAAAGCGACAGAUUCCUUCUACAUUGGCUACUGUUGAUUCUAUAGAGAGAUACACACAGCUCUUUAGUCAUCCACUCCACAAGACCAGCAAACCUGGCAUUCUAGCUCUUGAUAUUCUUGACUCAAAGGAUAUUAUUGCAACAGCAGGCAUAGAUUCAAAUGCAGUAAUCUUUGAUCGUCCAUCUGGGACGAUCUUGUCAACACUUAGCGGUCACUCGAAGAAGGUUACAAGUGUUAAAUUUGUGGCUCAAGCUGAUGUAGUUGUCACUGGUUCAGCAGAUAAGACUGUUCGUGUGUGGCAAGAAUCUGAAGGUGGAAGCUAUGAAUGUAGGCAUGUCUUGAAGGAUCAUACUGCAGAGGUUCAAGCAGUCACUAUUCAUGCCACAAAUAAAUUCUUUGUGACAGCCUCUCUUGAUAAUACAUGGUGUUUCUAUGAUCUUUCUUCCGGUAUAUGCCUUACACAGGUUGAAAGUCCUGGAUCUGGAGGUUACACAUCUGCAUCUUUUCAUCCCGAUGGUCUUAUUCUGGGAACUGGUACCUCAGAUUCAAGUGUCAAGAUUUGGGAUGUAAAAUCUCAGACAGUUGCUGCCACUUUUGAUGGACAUUCUGGAGCCAUUAACGCUAUAUCGUUCUCUGAGAAUGGUUACUUCUUAGCGACAGCUGCCCUGGAUGGAGUGAAACUAUGGGAUUUGCGGAAAUUAAGGAACUUUCGAACAUUUGCACCCUAUGAGGACAACACACCAACACAGUCAGUGAAUUUUGACAAUAGUGGAAGCUAUCUUGCAGUUGCUGGAGCAGACGUUAGGGUUUAUCAAGUUGCCAAUGUGAAAUCAGAGUGGAAUUGCAUCAAAACAUUCCCUGAUUUGUCUGGGACAGGUAAAGCAACUUCGGUUAAGUUUGGGCCUGAUGGAAAAUACCUAGCAGUUGGAUCAAUGGACCGGAAUCUUCGCAUUUUUGGCUUGCCAGGGGGAGAAGAUGACGGCCCAUCAGAGAACUAAAAUUUUCCCAGAUUCGAGUGAUUGAUAUAGAUUCCAAUAUUUAAGAAAAACGGCUAGUUUCUUCUCUUCUCCACAGGUUGUUAGCUCUCAGACAGAUUAUGGUGGGUGGUGAAUGAGAAUAAAAAGAGGAAGUUGCAGAAAAGUCUGUCUUCAUUAGCCGAUUGUCUGUCUGUUUGUCUGUCAAAACAUUUUCUUCCUUGUGUAGUAGAGGCAGUUCCAUGUGAUGAUAUUGAGAUGUUAGGUCUUUCUUUUGUUGGAGUUUUUGUCCUGAAAUUCUAACUGUGUCAUGGAGUAGGAUUUGGUUUAAUUUAAUUUAAUUUAAAUGUGGACUAGAAUUGUGCUUGAAAUGAACCUGAACAUCAUUUGAUUUCAAAGUAGUAAAAGUGUACUA
This is a messenger RNA of Impatiens glandulifera, 2113 nucleotides long. RefSeq names its product pre-mRNA-processing factor 19 homolog 1-like. Lineage: Eukaryota; Viridiplantae; Streptophyta; Magnoliopsida; Ericales; Balsaminaceae. Bases 145 to 1722 code for a protein of 525 amino acids. Gene Ontology annotation, biological process: protein ubiquitination; DNA repair; mRNA splicing, via spliceosome. The transcript is spliced from 18 exons. The record is from RefSeq and is a predicted model, not a curated record. Gene Ontology annotation, molecular function: ubiquitin protein ligase activity; protein binding. Gene Ontology annotation, cellular component: cytoplasm; Prp19 complex; U2-type catalytic step 1 spliceosome.